AUGGCACUGAGUGGGUCAGCCUUGGACACUUCACAGUGGUCCCUUAACUUCAUGGACCAUGGCAGAACAAGCGCAGCACGACUCCUCCUUCCUGAGCUGCUGUCUGCCAUUCACCUGAGGGAUCUGCAGGGAGGGAAGCUCACUCUCAGCUCAGUCCUGGAGAUCAACAGCAACACACUCUCUGAUGGGCCACCGCAAGAUCUACAGCAACUAGCCAGGAAUUUCUUAAAGAAACUCAUCAUGUCCAAUACAGAUGCUAGGAAUAUCAAAUGCACACAAGAGCAAACAAAGUAUUGUGGUUUUACUGAUGAUGAUGAUAACUCAGAUUCAAUCAAUCCUCUAGAUUUGAUUAUUGCCCUUUUCCACUGUGCAGACCCUUUCCUCCAGCAGGAAAUGGUCUCCAAAAUGUCUUUGUGCCAGUUUGCUGUUCCUUUGCUGCUGCCAAACUGUGACACUCAGCAGAGCACUCUGAUGCUGUGGGCCAUGAGAGAUCUAGUUAAAAACUACAGACUCUAUUCUUCAUCAGGAGAUGUGACAUUAGUGGAAGACAGGGUUGUGGAAAUGGAAAUCCCCAUGGUGUCUUUCAUUAGGGUAGGAGAGAGUAGUUUGUCUAAAUCUCAGAGUCUGAAUGACUUGCUGAGUAAUUCCUCUCAGUCUAAUAAAGCGUUCAUCCACCGCCACAUGGAGUGUGGUGAUGUGCCCAGGAAAAUCUCAGAUGGGUUGGUUGAAAUCAGCUGGUAUUUGCCAUGUGGGAACGGAAACAUCGACAUGUUAAAAAAGCCAGUGGCCUUGGCCAACCUGAGAGGUGACAGUAGGUUGUUUGAAGCUCAGGUGUCCUUCCUGUGUCAGACCUCAGCAGCUGUUUUCAUCUUCAGUGAUGACCUGGAGGGUGGCCUCAGUCAUCUCACCAACACACAGCUGUUCCUGGUCACCAACUCUCAGGGGGCGAAGUAUAACAUGGAAAAACUUAAGAAGAUUUGGACAAAAAAAUAUAACUUAGAGGAGAAGUGUGUGUUAGUCAGAAAAAAGGAAAAUGAUUCUGAAUUCGCAAAGCGGUUCCGUUCAUAUGUAAAGAGCGUACUUGAACACAAUCAUCAGCAAACCAACAUGUUGGAUUUGGCAGUUACAGCUCAACAAAUGGGUAUUUCAGUGGACGAGGAUUGUGUUGAAUGCAAUAAUGGAAGGGGUUGUGCUGAAGAAAUCAGUCAAAUGGUGAAGGAAUGCAAGAAUGUUGGAGCAAAUGCUGAAGGAGAAAUCGAAAUGAUAAUGGAUGUUGUGGCAUUUAAGAAGCAGCAGCUGCCUUUGCAUGGAACCACCUGGAAAGAAAUCAGCCAGUUAGAGAAAGAGAGGUACAGAAUGAGAAACGCUAACAGAGAGCAGGACAUAGAGCACUACAAAAGUUCAUUGAGUAAGAAAGAACAGUACCUUAGGAACAAACAACAGCAGACAGCUGGAUCGAAUGCCAUGGACAAAUUUAUUGUUGGAAUCUCAAAGCCAAAUACAGAGCGUCUUUACUUUCUGAGGUGGCUGAAGAUUCAGCUAGACACCCUCACCAGACAUCACCUGUCUUCACUGAGACAGAAGUACAAAGACUGUUGUGAUGAGAAUACACAGGAGCUGAUUAAAAAGUUAGAUGAACAGAUCUCAAAUUGCUCAUUGGGUCCUGAGCACUUCUUCAGAGAGCUAGGGCAGAUUUAUGAGUGCGCUUGCUCCCUUCCACCAGAUGAACCAGCUAGACAACAAGUCCAGCACUUACCCGCUCUCUGUGCUCAGAUGCUGCUGGAUGGGUUGCCAGUUGAGCUGGUGGAUGGAGAUGCUUCAAAUAUUCCAAUGAGGUGGAUAUCAGCAGUCCUGACUGAGCUGCAUAAUCUAGUAGAGACAAAGAGCAGGAUCAUGGUGUUAACUGUGCUGGGGGUGCAGAGCACUGGAAAGUCCACCCUUCUCAAUACCAUGUUUGGGGUGCAGUUUGCUGUAAGCAGUGGACGGUGCACCAGAGGAGCCUUCAUGCUGCUGAUGAAGGUCUCUGAGAAACUCAGUCCUGAACUCAACUAUGACUUCAUCUUGGUCAUUGAUACAGAGGGCCUGAGAUCACCUGAACUGGCAGCAUUGGAUACAAGCUAUGAACACGACAACGAACUAGCAACCUUGGUGAUAGGGCUCAGUGACAUCACCAUUAUCAAUGUUGCCAUGGAGAACAGCCAAGAGAUGAAAGAUGUUCUACAGAUUGUGGUCCAUGCCUUUCUUAGGAUGAAGGAGGUUGGGAAGAAGCCCAGAUGUAUUUUUGUGCAUCAGAAUGUGUCAGACAUGUCUGGUUCUGACAAAAACAUGAGAGAUCGGAAUAAGCUGGUGCAACAGCUCAAUGAGAUGACUCAGGCAGCAGCUAAAAUGGAAAAGAAAAAAGCCAAUACAAACUUCAAUGAUGUGAUGGCAUAUGAUCCUGACAAAGACAGCUACUACAUCCCUGGGCUUUGGCAUGGAACCCCCCCUAUGACCCCAGUGAAUCCUGGCUACAGUGAAGCUGUGUAUGAACUCAAGAAAAGUUUGAUUCUUCUCUUCAAAUCUGAAAAAGAAGCAAAUAAUGAUGCAACAGAAUUUCUGGAGUGGACAAAGAGUCUGUGGAAAUCUGUGAAAUAUGAGAACUUCAUCUUCAACUUCAGAAACAGCUUGGUGGCUGAUGCCUACUCAGAUUUAUGUACUCACUACAACAGCUGGGAGUGGACAUUUCAAUCAGAGAUGAACAAAUGGCUUAUCACAAAGACAACCGAGAUACACAAUUUCAGAGAGCCUUCACCGUAUGGUUCAAUUACUCAGUUUCAGACUGCAAUCAAAAAAGACACUGCAGUUAAAUUAAAUGAAGCACAUCAGGAAAUCCUGAACUGUCUGAAGCAAUACUUUCAGCAAAAGGAUAACAAGAUUUGUUUAGUGGAGAAAAACAGACAGGACUUCAUUAACAGUGCCUUGUCUUUUAAAACAGAGAUAGAGCGUUCUUUAAGACAACGUUUGGAGCAGGCUGUUGAAAUAAAAAAAGGGAAGGAAAAGCUCACUGGAAUCAAGAACAAGCUAACAGGUGAAAUUGAAACAAAGGUCUUAGAGCUAAUUCGUCACUUUAAGGAAAGAAACACUGACUUAUCCGAGGAUGACCUCAAGUUGGAAUUUAACAAAAUGUGGGACGAGAUGAUGUCUGAGCUGUCUAAUGUCAAACUACAACAGACAGAUGUUUAUCAGAAUUCAUUACAUCUACUGAAGGAAAAUUUAAGAGCAAAGAGUGGACGUGUCUCUGAAAUCCUCCGCAAAGUCGAUCUGACGACUAGUGGACAAGGAGAGUUCAUUGUUCAAGCAUCUUGGUUUUCAAGCUGGACUGACACUGCAAAACAAUGGUUGAGUGUCCUUUUUGAUAAAACACACUUUAUUGAAGAAAAACAAAAGAUUUGCAAUGUCAUCAGAGCAACAUGCUGCACUCUUGUUGAGGAUCACAUGAAGAUUAUGGAGCGGCAAAACAUAGAUUACAGUGACACUUACAUCAAAGAGCUUCUCAAUUAUAUUAUGAUACAAACAAAUGCACAACAUAUUGCAGAAGAAUGUGAAGCUAAUCUUAAGUUUCAUGUUAUCGGGCUUGCAGCAAAAGACUUCCAGAAAGCACACAAUGAAUACAUUGACUGCAACAAUCCAUGGGAAUGCAUGGAAAAGUCUAAAAACGAUUUUCUUGACAGUUUCUUAGCAGUUUUUCGUGGAAAAGACCAGGGGUUAAAGAAAGCAAAGCAGUUUGCACACACACGUGUGGAACCUGCAGUUCAGGGCUAUGUCUCUAAACACCUCGGCCUGGCAAUAGCAAAUGAAAUGAAGACAGGGGAUGAAGGAGUGAUCUACAACACACGGACCAAUUUACAAUUUGCAGUUUUGAAACAGCUCCUUGAGGAACAUUCAUUCAAGAAGUACAAAAAAUAUACCACAUCCUAUGAGGCAUUUGUGAAGGACUGGAUAAAGCAACAAGUGAUACAGAGACUGUCUGCAAAUGGCCAGCUGGCUAGACUUGAGAAACAGCUGCUUGGGGAUAUUGUGCUGAACAUACACCAUGCAAUCACCAAAAUGACAAAGACUAGUGAUAUAAAGGAGUUCAUACAGCAGUUCUGCUCUGCUCUUCAGGCUGAGCUGGUCAUCACAAAAGAUGGAUCAGACACCUUUCUGAUUCCCUCAGAAAGUGCAGACACUGACUCAUUCAUCGCCUGUCUCAAGGAACUCAUCAAGGAUAUGGCAGAGGCUUUAGUCAAGGGCUAUGAAAUGAGGUCAAGCAGUGAAGAUAUCACUGAGAGAAUUGAACAGCUGCCCCUUAAACCCCAUGCUCUGCUCUUCUCCAGUCUGUGUGGAUGUGGACACCAGUGCCCCUUCUGUAACACUCCUUGUGAAGCAGGAGGGCAGGGCCAUACCAGACACUUUGCUAACAUGGACAGACCUCAAGCUUUUGGGCACCGUGUAUGGCAUGGUUCCAAUAAACUUGUAACAGACAUAUGCACAACUUCUGUCUUCAGUGAUAUUCGUUUUCGGAGUUUAGAGACAAAUGGACAAUGGCACCCCUAUAAUGAGUACAGAGAGAUCUACCCAGACUGGAACAUCGCAGGAGAUGCCAGUGUUGAGGCCUCAGACUACUGGAAAUAUGUGCUGACGAAGUUCAAUACUGAGCUGGCUAAUGCUUACAAUGCAGAACCUGCAGACAUCCCAGAUGAGUGGAAGAAACUCACAAAACAGAAUGCUCUGACAAGCCUGAAGAUGGCAUUCCACAAAUAA
Messenger RNA from Engraulis encrasicolus (European anchovy), 4782 nucleotides. Its product is annotated as up-regulator of cell proliferation-like. The record is from RefSeq and is a predicted model, not a curated record. Bases 1 to 4782 code for a protein of 1593 amino acids. NCBI's taxonomy places the organism in Eukaryota, Metazoa, Chordata, Actinopteri, Clupeiformes, Engraulidae. Gene Ontology annotation, molecular function: GTP binding. The transcript has 2 exons.